This is a messenger RNA of Acaulospora colombiana, 251 nucleotides long. NCBI's taxonomy places the organism in Eukaryota, Fungi, Glomeromycota, Glomeromycetes, Diversisporales, Acaulosporaceae. The record is from the annotation of a GenBank genome assembly.
GCGAGGAAUUUCAGGAAACGAAGAGACGACAGGAUCGACGUGAUAUCGUGGAGAAUUUGGAGAAGUUGGUGGAUUUCUUGACCAAACGUGAAAAGUGUCUUCGAGAACGAGGGGCAAUGGAAGAAGCAAGCGAUGCGCAAAGACAACUGGAUUGCGCAUCUCAGGAUUUAACUCGAAUUUUAUAUGAGGCUAUCGGCGAAUAUCGCGUUGGAAGUGACGGAGGGAGCGGACUAUCGCUUUUGGGAAAAUAA